UUUUGCUUCAUAGUACUUCCUGCUCUUCUUCUUCUACAAUUAAGUUUCCACUCAACAAACUUUUUUUUAGGUAAAUCAUUACUUUCUGGCAGUUGUGAUUUGAAUACUGACUGUGAGAAUAAAGGGUCGGUAUGUUUACGAGGACGUUGUAGGUGUCACCCACAUUAUGUUGAAGUGGUCGAUGAGAAGGGACAUAAUCCACGCUGCAAAAGACUUCCGGCAAAGGUUGGUCAAUCAUGCAGCACAAAAUGUCGUGAACCGCUAUUUUGCCGAAGUGGACAAUGUCAGUGUGUUCAGCGGGGUACCACAACAUUAGUCAAUGGUCAGUGUGUGUCAAUGAGUCGAGUUGGUGAUCGUUGCACGCGGCAUUAUGAUUGUUCCGCACCCUUUUCUGCUUGCAUGAAUUCACAAUGCGUUUGCAUUAGUGGUACCAUACAACGUGGAACGCGUUGUGUUGUUGCACCCGCGUGUCCGCUAGGAGGCAAUCCAGGCAGCACGUGCAUCCGUAAAGCUAGCCAACAUUUAGUGGAAAAUUUCGUAAAUGAUGCUGAUAACUGUCCUUCUGGCCAGGUAUGCAUAACUAUUGGGGAUUCACCAGUUGGACACUGCUGUCCAAAAGUUUGCCCGUUGGGGACGCACCCAGAAUUUAAUUAUUCUUGUGAUCCAAACGCAACUUUACGUUGUCCUCCAGAUACGCAUUUCUGUCAUCGUAUUUCAGAUGGAGGAUUCUCACAAUCACUAUGUUGCCGUCGGCCGUGCAAUGCAAUGGCACCAAAAGCAUUGUACAUUAAUGGUACAUGUAUGCCACGAGGACAAUUGAAUUCCCAGUGCAGUGUAAAUGAACAAUGUGGUGGUGGAGAGAGUAUGAUGUGUAAAUUGGGACAAUGUGAAUGUUUGCCUGGUUUCCAUCCGCUGGUGGAUUCUGUAACGCACCCAUUGCGUAAUCCAAGUCAAAUGUGUACACGAGAUUGUGAAUCCGAAACACUCUCAAGAGAUACUACAUGCCUUAAGGAGGUACCACUAGAGGCUCACUGCUUCAUUCAGAGACAAUGUCCAGCAAAUUCUGGAUGUUACCGUGGUCGAUGUCAAUGUAAAUGCGGGUUCAGACGAGAAAGGCAGCGAUGUGUAGCACUACCUCCACCUACAACAACAACACAGCAACCUUCUAGUACGAUCUACCAUUUUUUUCUCAAGAUUUUCAGUCUGUCUUUGCAAGAAAAACCUUGA
Molecule: messenger RNA, 1227 nt
Organism: Thelazia callipaeda (thelaziosis nematode)
Lineage: Eukaryota; Metazoa; Nematoda; Chromadorea; Rhabditida; Thelaziidae
Source: the annotation of a GenBank genome assembly